AUGAAGUUUGCGAAAGAGCUCGAGCAGGACCUUGUUCCAGAAUGGCGAGUCAAAUACCUUGACUACAAGGCCGGCAAGAAGCGAGUGAAGGCCGUUGGUCGAGCUGUCGCACGCGCAAACGCAAACGCAACUCCUAGAUCCGGCAAACUCAACCCGCGCGAUCUCUAUCGAAGCAAUGGCUCUCCGACCCUGACUAGGAAGGCAGCGCUUCCUGCGCCUCAGCGUCAGCUUACAACGCAUGGAUACAACUCCUUGCCUGAGCGACGUGGCACAGCAUCGCGCCCCACCUCCGACGAGACCGACCAACUCACAAAACCCAUCCUGAUAAACAGGCGGAAUGGAAAAGAGGCAGAGAGCCCAGAGAGCACACAAUUGCAGUAUGGAAGCUUUGUACCCACGCCACCUAGCGACUAUGGUCUCAUACAUCUCGAGUUACCAGACCCGGCGCUGAGCACUGGAAUCGACAAUAGUCCACCAGAAAGAGCCACGGACAAGACAUCUAGAUCGCAGCAUCGGGGUAGCGUGUCGGACAAGGCACCACCGGGUCCACAAAAUGCGCAUACCGUUGUGGAAAGGGGUACGGCACCCAAACGACCAGCCAUUGCGGACAUGUUCAAUCGCGGGAGUUCGAUGACCAUAACUGGGAGCGCAGCGAAUAUCUCAAGCCCUGGGGACCCAAAGCCGCUACUGAAACGAAUCUGGUCGCGUUCUGGGGCGAAACGUGAUGAAGUAGCGCUGGAUGUCAAUAUGAACCCCCUGGACUAUGUGAAGGCGAAGGAAAAGGAAUUCUUCGACUGGAUGGAUGGGCAGCUGGACAAAGUUGAAACCUUCUACAAGGAGAAAGAAGACGAAUCAGAGGAAAGACUGAAUGUCCUGAGGGGACAACUAUACGAGAUGAGGAAUCGUCGCAUUGAAGAGAUUUCAAAUUUCAGGACAGUAAAGCGGGCUGGUAGAGGUGAGGCAGGCAAGUCGAUUGAUGACAUCCCCGGCAACCCUAGCCCCUCGAGUGGGAGUGGCACCCCUCCGCCCAACCAGAAUAUAUUGAAGAGACCUGUUACGAAGGCUUUGGAUAGUCUAAAGUUUGGGCAAAGACUUGGCCUAAACUCGAAGGCGCUGCGCGAUAUGCACCUCACGCCAAACCUCCGACCGUCAGAGGGAACGCAAGUAGCUCGUGGGACGGAUCCUUCUCAAGACUAUGUCCGGAGAGCUCAUGAACAUGAAGUCCCGUAUAGAUCUGCGAAAAGGAAGCUUAAGCUUGCCCUGAAGGAGUAUUAUCGUGGCCUUGAGCUUUUAAAAUCAUAUGCCUUGCUGAACCGAACUGCGUUCCGGAAGAUCAACAAAAAGUACGACAAGGCAGCAAACGCCCAUCCACCCUUGCGUUACAUGUCGGACAAGGUCAACAAGGCCUGGUUCGUCCAAAGCAGCGUCGUCGAUAGCCACCUUCACGCCGUCGAAGACCUCUAUGCUCGUUACUUCGAGCGCGGGAACCACAAAGUGGCCAUGGGCAAGCUGCGCAGCGCAAAUGGGAAGCUGGGACAACAUACGGCCAGUGCCUUCCGCAGCGGCCUCCUUAUUGGAACUGGUGCGGUCUUUGGAAUCCAGGGGGUCGUCAACGCUGCCGCCAUCCUUCGGAAUCAUUCCGACCCGGUAAUCCAUCUACGCACUGGUUAUCUACUUCAGAUAUAUGGGGGAUACUUCCUCGCUUUAUAUUUGUUUUCAUUUUUCUGCCUUGACUGCAGCGUCUGGGCUGCUAACAAAAUCAACUACGUAUUUAUUUUCGAGUUUGAUCCGCGCAACAAUCUCGACUGGAGGCAACUGGCAGAGUUCCCUUCAUUCCUCACACUGCUGCUUGGAUUAUUUGUUUGGCUAAAUUUCUCGGCUGUCGGCAGUCCCGACAUGUAUCUGUAUUACCCUGUCAUUUUAAUUUUUCUUACUUUGGUUUUUAUCUUUUUGCCUGCACCGAUACUGUUUAAUCAGAGUCGGAGAUGGUUUGCAUAUGCACAUUGGCGUUUACUUCUUGCCGGAUUAUACCCCGUUGAAUUUCGAGAUUUCUUUCUAGGAGAUAUGUACUGUUCCUUGACAUAUGUUACGGCUAAUAUUGAGCUUUUCUUUUGCCUUUAUGCGAAUCACUGGUCUGACCCGCCACAAUGCAACUCUGGGAAUUCCCGCCUCCUCGGAUUUUUCACGGCGCUUCCGGGAAUUUGGCGUGCUCUGCAAUGCCUUCGUCGAUACUACGAUACUCGGUCUGCGUUUCCCCAUCUUGCCAAUUUUGGCAAAUACAGCACAACAAUCCUUUACUACAUCACACUGUCUCUGUACCGUAUCAAGGAGUCCAAUACGCACCUGGCCGUUUUCAUCACUAUCGCCGUUGUCAACUCCAUCUACUCUACGCUCUGGGAUCUCUUCAUGGAUUGGUCUCUGAUACAGCCCUCUGCGAAACAUAAGUUCCUUAGACCAGUCCUGGGGUACAAGUCACCAUGGUACUACUACUCAGCCAUAGUCUUUGACGUUCUUCUCCGCUUCAACUGGAUCUUCUACGCUUUAUUCACGCACAACACACAGCACAGCACCAUCGCAUCCUUCUCCAUCUCAUUCUCGGAAGCAAAUCGCCGCGGUGUCUGGGCGCUGUUCCGUGUUGAGAACGAACACGCAGCCAACGUGAUGCGGUUUAAAGCCUCGCGCGACGUACCGCUUCCUUACAAGUUGCACGACACAGACGAGACAUCAGCCUCGGAGUCGAUGGUUCGGCCAAUUGGCGAGGACGGUGAGAACGCCGAGAUGGCGAAGGUGCACUCGGGCAGCUUGCGACCCACUCCUAGCCCGGGACAGAGCCGAUUCCGCGCGCGCACGUCGUCAUCGGCUAGGGCAGAGGAGCAGGGGCCUGACACAUUAAGGCGACGAAUGACAAUUACGAAGAUCAUGGCGGAGGCACACACGCAGGAUUUCGUGAAGAAGAAGGGCAAGGAAGAGGUAGCGGGCGCGGCUGCCACGAGGGAAGAGGAUAGCUGGGAGAGGGAGAGCAGUGAUGACGAUGAGGAUGAUGGCAGCCCGAGCGAGGGGAGGGAGGAUGAGGAGCUGACGAGGCAAAGAGACGGAGCAGGUCGACAGGCACGGCGAAAUGCAGGGAGAGGGGGACUAUAA
Pseudogymnoascus destructans is the source of this 3141-nucleotide messenger RNA. RefSeq lists its product as uncharacterized. The record is from RefSeq and is a predicted model, not a curated record. The coding region runs from base 1 to 3141 and encodes 1046 amino acids. Gene Ontology annotation, biological process: cellular response to phosphate starvation; phosphate ion transport. NCBI's taxonomy places the organism in Eukaryota, Fungi, Ascomycota, Leotiomycetes, Thelebolales, Thelebolaceae. Gene Ontology annotation, molecular function: inositol hexakisphosphate binding. The transcript has 4 exons. Gene Ontology annotation, cellular component: plasma membrane; Golgi apparatus; cytoplasm.